UCGACGUCUCCGCUGAAGCGCUGCCACGGACUUCUUGUUUGGCUGGAGCUAUUGAGAGCAUUUUAAUUCUGAUCAACUCUCGGAGGAAAUAACGCCCCAAGGCACAGCUGUAGGAACGGAUAUUCUCGAUAAGAGCGUGGGACGAAGUCAUGGGCAACACCGACAGGAGAGGGCCGGAGAUAUCAGACGGAUGGCAGGGCACGAGUGAGGACGGUUCCAACGUCGACACGUCCAGCGGGGGCCCCCUGAAGGUGGCCGUCAUUGGCGCAGGCGUCGCGGGCCUAGGCGCUGCGUGGCAUCUUUCCAGCUCUCCCAACAUCAGGGUCACCGUGCUGGAGGCCGAAGACAGGGCCGGGGGGCACGCCCAAACGCUGGACCUCAACCUCGAUGAGAAAAUCGUUCCCGUCGACACCGGGUUUAUGGUGUUCAACGAGCAGAACUACCCGAACAUGGUCCGCCUCUUCGAGGAGCUCGGCGUUGGGUCGGAAAAGACAGACAUGUCCUUCAGCGUCAGCUUGGACGACGGGGACGUGGAAUGGGGCAGCGAGGGACUGUCCUCCCUCUUCGCCCGCAAGAGAAACGUUCUGUCGCCGGGUUUCUACGGCAUGCUGCGGGAGAUGGCCCGGUUCAACCAAGAGGCGCCGCGCCUGCUGGAGCUCGACGACGAAGACCCUCGCAAGGCCGUGUAA
Molecule: messenger RNA, 689 nt
Organism: Ectocarpus sp. CCAP 1310/34
Lineage: Eukaryota; Phaeophyceae; Ectocarpales; Ectocarpaceae
Source: the annotation of a GenBank genome assembly